GUUUCUUACAUUGCACUCAGAAUGGACGCGGUCAUUUCCUUCCUCUUUAUUUUGACUCUCGCGCCUGUGGCUCCUCUUGAGAGCUCAUUCAGAGCUGUCGUGGAGAGGGUGUUGGGGGACACGAGGAUCUUCACUGGGGAGGAGGUCCGGCUGAGGUGCAGCGUUCCUGACCCCCACGGGUCCAGAUGGGAUCACGAGUGGUUUAAAGGAUCUGAGAAGCUCGUACAGACUGGCGAGCCCCUGGUUCUGUGGAAGAUGCGUGUUAAAGAUAGUGGGAAAUAUUAUUGCCGGGGAGUGAGGGACACAGCGGUGGGAAACAUAUACACCCUCCAGAGUCUGCCUGUGGAGAUCAAUGUGGAUGGAGGGUGGGCCAUUCUGCAAGUCCCAUCCCAACCAGGCCUCAUUGGACAAACCCUAACGUUAACGUGCCGCGUCCGAGGCAAUGCCCCAAUUCAUGAGAGGAUUCUGUACAGGGACGGGGUUGAAAUCAUGAAACAAAGUGGCCCACAUUUUCACCUGAACAACCUGACCCUGGGAGACCAAGGGAUGUAUUCUUGUCGGGCCUCCUGGAACCAAGACAGACGUACACGCUCUGUCCUUUCAGUUGAUGCUUCAGUGCAGGUCUUAGAGGUUCUGACGCAGCCCAUUUUGGAGAUUGUUGAACAUAAUUUUCAGAUGCUCAGACUCAUCUGCCACCUACAUUACAACGCCCACAGUCCUGCCCCUCCAAUAAUUUACUACUUCUACAAGAAUGAACAGCGACUGGGAACAGCAACCUCUGAGAACAGGGAUCUGGUCAAACGGAGUCCAGGCCACUACAGCUGCAAGGCCAAGGUGCCUCAGUUGGGCAUCUCCAGGAGGAGUGAGCCCACAAGCUUUGGACAAGUGGCAGGGCGACCGGCGACGCCUUCGUUUGUUCAACCCAGAAAUCCAAAGCCUUUUGCUCCCCCGGUCUCAUCCCCGGACCCCCUGCCUCUGACAGAUGAGCCAGCAGCAACCCAGGCGUCUCUUUACCAGUCCACUCCAGCUCCAGGCUGUCUGCCCUCUCCAGCCCAGUCUGUCAACCAAACUGUUCCACCAAUCAGGAUCCAGCCUGUCACGUCAUCACACAUUGACAUUGAAGCAUCUGGGGACAUGCUAGAGGAGUCUGACCACAUGUCUCCAGCCAAUGUUACACAUUCACAAGUUUUGCAUAAGUGAAUGAUCCUAAAUCAGAGUAAUACGGUGUCACUCGGGUAACUCCCGGGACAUUACGUCCUGGAACAUUGCAGUGCUUUGCCAAAUAAGAAAAUCCUCAUGUUCAUACUUGUGUUGAUACAAAAAAGGCUUGGAGCAAAUAAAUCAUUCCCUAAAUGGUG
This is a messenger RNA of Platichthys flesus (European flounder), 1358 nucleotides long. RefSeq names its product high affinity immunoglobulin gamma Fc receptor I-like. The coding region runs from base 22 to 1200 and encodes 392 amino acids. The record is from RefSeq and is a predicted model, not a curated record. Gene Ontology annotation, molecular function: transmembrane signaling receptor activity. NCBI's taxonomy places the organism in Eukaryota, Metazoa, Chordata, Actinopteri, Pleuronectiformes, Pleuronectidae. The transcript is spliced from 6 exons. Gene Ontology annotation, biological process: cell surface receptor signaling pathway.